This is a messenger RNA of Sciurus carolinensis (gray squirrel), 2332 nucleotides long. It is a transcript of the gene Cfap97d2, whose product is annotated as CFAP97 domain containing 2. Bases 34 to 582 code for a protein of 182 amino acids. The transcript has 4 exons. The record is from RefSeq and is a predicted model, not a curated record. Lineage: Eukaryota; Metazoa; Chordata; Mammalia; Rodentia; Sciuridae.
AGCUCCUCUCAGAAGGCAUCAGGGCCAGCUGAGAUGGACCCAGCCUGGCUGAAAUCCCCGCGUGCCUGGGAGAAAGCAUAUCAGGAUCACAGGAAAAAGGUGCAGAAUGCCCAGCCGCUGGUAGACACCUGCCCGCCGCCGACAUUCAGCCACCUCCACCUGAUGCUCAAGAGGCUGAAGCUGGAGGAGGAGAGGCUCUCUGCCAUCGACCGGGAGAACUGCCUGCUUCUGAAGAAGGUGGCCUCUGUCAUGAGGACCAGGCCGCUGACUGACAAUGGAAGGGACUCCACACACAGGAGGGAGCCAAAGGUCAUCCACAUGACACCUCAAGGCAGAGAAGAAAGAGGAUAUCAGCGUGGGACACCCCUUUUGCAUUUUGGCCUGAGUGAGUGGUCUCAUCGACCACAAACUGAACAGUUCUGUCCUGGACCAAUGGGCCAAGCACCCAGGCAGCACACAGUCUCAAGUACCACACUUCCCUCCUUGGUGUCUUGGUGUCUUGGUGCCUGGCAUCUGAGAAGGAGCCUGGGUGUUCGUCCAGGCUAUCAACUUAGCCCAGCACCACAUCGCGUGGAGGCCUGACCCCCACUCUAAAGGCCCUGAGCUCAGCACAGCACAGUGGGACUCUGCAGGCCUGUGCUCCUGACCUGCCCACUGGCCAUCUUCCCGCAUGGCACAGUCUCCCAUCUGGAGGGUCGUAUCGGUAUUUCUCACCACCGUGGACCACAGUCCAGCACCCUGGGGCUCCUAGUGUGUGCCCAGUGAGUACCUGCUGAGGACUGAGUAGUCCAGCAGAGUCAGUAAUGGCUUCCAGUUAUUUCCUUUUAAAGUUCAAAGAACAAUACUCAUGUUUUUCCUACACAGUUAUGUAUGCAAUUAAAAUUGUACCUCAUAUAUAAUCUACAUCCUGACAUUUUCUGCCUGACGUUAAAGCAAAAGACUUCUAUACCUCAUUAAAAUGUUUUCUAGAACAUUGAUGUAAGGGGCUCCUCCCAUCCAGGCCCUGUGACUGUUUCGCCAUUAGGUCUGCAGACUAGCUCAGUGCUUUCACUGCUACAAUGCUGGGGUAGACGUCUGUGCGUUGAGUUCUGUGUGGACUCUUCAGUCCUACUCUUCGGAUGGUGGAUGGAUUGGUGGCUUUCCUUUGGUUUUGACCUACAAGAUAUCUGUGUUGUCUGCACCAGCCUAACACUAGACCUUGCUGUGGCGUUCAACAGCUGUCCACUCCCUAGUCCUCUCUCCCCACUUCCCCCACUGCCAUGGCCCACCUCCCUAAACGCCCUCCUGUGCCCAUCUCAUCUUAGUGCUCAUCUUGUGCCCCUGGCCUCCCUCCACAUGCUGUGGAGCUGCAGAGUCCUUCUCAGCCCUACCUUGGGCCCGUCAUGCUCCAGAGCCACCUCCAGUCACCUUCUCAGCCUCCACGAGGUGGACGUAGUGCCUGCUCCUAGGGUUGCCCUGCUACAUGGAGUCGCUGGUCACGGCUCUGACACACAGCUCGGUGGCUCUGCGGUGGAGCACACCCACGCUGCCUGUUGUGACUCCGGCUUGCUGGGAGCAGUGUGCACACAGCACCUGGGACAGUGCCCAGCUCACAGCAGUGCCCCACUAACGUCCCGAGGCACCACACAACUGCCCCAUGGCUCCCCAUAUCAGAGAAUGUCCAGGACUCACCUGGUCACUCACCCUGACUCCCCUCCUGGCUCCUCUGUGCUUCCCAUGAAGGGCCAGCUGAGGAGGCAGCUGCCCUGGAUUCUUCCUCUCUGGCAGCUCUAACUCCAACAGAAGCAGCUUCUUGGCCCUGUCUUGCCAUCUCUGAUCUGUACUGCCACAGUGGGCUCCCAACUGUCCUGUCCCACCACAUCCUCUUGGAUCCAUUCUCUGUCUCCACGGUGAUCUUCCAGCAUUUCACAUCGGAGCAUCCUUUGAAGCCCCCGGGGGCUCCCAUAGUGAGCUGCACUACAGCCUUCUAGAAUAUAGCCUCCACCAACCUCACAGCAGCCUCCUGUGGACCUGGGGUCUCCUGCUUCCUCCCUGAAGCCCCACUCUGCCCUGGAGGGUCUUCCCGGCAUCUCCUCCAGCUGUGGCCAGCACCACUUCCUCAGGAAGCAGGGGUGCCCUCACCUUGUGAGCCCCAUUGUUAAUGCCCCACUGGCUGAGAGGCCUUCAUUUCCUCCCUAGCUGGGUUCCUGGAAGAGAACUGGAAUAUCAAACCUCUGUCCAAAGGCAGAGUGGCCACAGGCCCCGCCUGACCCUGGUGGCACUCAGCUCCUUUUGUGAAUGUGACUGUCACACAGGUCUUGCUCUCAGUACUUCAGUAAUUGUGUGUGUUCUU